AUGACGCACUCCACUGAUCUUCAGUGGCUGUUGGUUCGCCAGAACAGUAAAUUUCUGCAGAAGCGGAAUGGCAUUCGAUUGAGCAGUGAUCCGUUCAAUAACAACGCGAAUUGGACAAAGCGACAGUCUGGUUUCCUGAACACGAAGGCCGCAGUGAUAAAGACGAAGGGUGAUCGCAUCCUCCUGACAACAAAGAGCGGUGAUACAAACAACAAGCCCAAGUUGAUGUAUAAGAAGACUGUGAUGGAACCUGGCGUGAAGUCAUCAGUGGUGAAGAGAGCUGUUGCCGACAUCCGCCCCGACCUUGCUAAGAUGGCAUACCGUCGCGCGCGCAAGAUGGCAUGUACCAUCACUCGCAUGAAGAAGGUGUGUGCUGCUCGCAAGGAGCGCUCAUCGAAGAUGCACUUCCACCGAAAGACAGUCCGCCCAAAGCGUAACUGA
Molecule: messenger RNA, 441 nt
Organism: Trypanosoma brucei brucei TREU927
Lineage: Eukaryota; Euglenozoa; Kinetoplastea; Trypanosomatida; Trypanosomatidae
Product: 60S ribosomal protein L28, putative
Exons: 1
Coding region: 1-441 (146 amino acids)
Biological process (GO): translation
Cellular component (GO): cytosolic large ribosomal subunit; ribosome
Molecular function (GO): structural constituent of ribosome
Source: RefSeq, a predicted model, not a curated record